Cantharellus anzutake is the source of this 1774-nucleotide messenger RNA. RefSeq lists its product as uncharacterized. NCBI's taxonomy places the organism in Eukaryota, Fungi, Basidiomycota, Agaricomycetes, Cantharellales, Hydnaceae. The transcript has a single exon. The record is from RefSeq and is a predicted model, not a curated record. The coding region runs from base 443 to 1642 and encodes 399 amino acids.
UUGUUGCAAGUUUGUGUCGAAAAUUUUUUUCGACCUCACACCGAACAGAAAUCAUUGGGUCGAGGUAGGUGUCAGAAGUGACCGCUGACAACUCUCUUACAAUCUUUUACAGGUCAAUUGGGGGGCAGUUGCAACUGUACGGUCCUGGUGAUCGAUAGCCGUAUUUACGACUUACAAUCUUUGGUCCUGUGCACUUCCAAGUAGCACCCUCACUUCACGUCAUCCCUGAUUAAUCCAUUGCCGUUUCUACUGCUUGAAGUUUUCAGGCUUGCGUGCUUCUAAGCUUUAGAACCCCUGUUCAACUGAUAGUUAUUCUUUACGGCUUGAAGUUUUCAGGCCAACUUAAAUUUUAUUUGCCAAUAAGAAGCACCAUCUUGGCGGCCGAAAGUCAACACUCCAAUAUUUGUGGCCUUGUCAGCUGUUGGACCUGAUAACCGACACCAUGCGCCCCCACUCCGAGGUUUCACUCACAGGAGAAACUACCUCGAGUGGACGCGUUGUUAAGCGCUCUGCCCGCUUGCAUGCGUCUCUGGAGGGUCCUGCCGGUGCAAACACGGCCCCUGCUUCUAACGAAAUGGAUGUUUCCCUGCCGCCUCCUGUUGCUGGCAUGAAAACGGGUCCCCACUCUAACAAAAAGGGUGCUGCCCCGUCACCAUCUUCUGUCACCCGCAAGAACGCCUUGCAUUCUAACAAAAAAGGCACUGCCUCGCCGGCAUCUUCUGUCACCAGCAAGAAAACGGCCUCCCGCUCCACCAAAAAGAGAGUUGCUCCACCAGCGUCUUCUGUUGUCCUGCCGGUUGUCCAAUCAUCACCUACCACUCCACUCUCAACGUCUGUUACCCUUCCACCAGAUCCCCGGCCCACACAGCCAGCAAUAGCUGAAUUGAGCUUGUCAGUUCAGGUUGUUGGUUCAUUACGUAGGCGGAGGCCAUCAUCCUCAAAGGAGCCAUCUCCCAAUCAAGCCAUUGAUUCUCUCCCUAACAGCCCAGGGACCUCGGUGCCAGACUCCCCUCGCCUGCCUCCUCUCCACAGGGGGUCGGACAUGAAGCAAGGGGGAGGUGACUCGCAACCUCGGCUCCUGAGGCAGGAGCCCUCCCCCGUUGUUCUAGAAGAGCCUCUGGCAAUUAAUGUAGGGCCAGAACUGCAGCCACCACAUCCAGAUGAAGAUAAGGCAUGUGCGAUGUCACCAAGGUCGAUCUUGGAUUUUCCCUCUACUCCAGUGCCCUCCAGGGCAUCCACACCUUACCUGCCAUCUUUCAAGAUAACACAUGGUGUCCAUGAGGGUUCCUCCAUUGAUGAUUUGGCAGGUACAAACGCGGUUGACUUGUCUGGCCUCAUACUGAUGGAGAAUGAUGAUGAUGAUGAUGAGGAGGAGGGGGCUGAAAACAAUGUGGGGGAUACUGAGGGAGGAGACUCCACUUCGGCACGGGUAGUUGGGUUGUGCGGUGGUCCGUUGACUACCAGUCAACGUGAAAUCAUACGUGAUCUGAUGGAGCGGCAUGUUGAAACUCUAACAAGAUAUGCGUGCGAGUGGAAAAAGUCCCCGGAGACUUUGCUGAAGGCGGCCCACUGCAUGGUCACUACGAAAAGUCGUCGACAGAAUGGGAACAGUUGGAAUGCCUUCCAGUGUCUUCACAAAUGAGGCGACAUUUGCCUCAGGCGCCAGCAACCCGAUUCAUCUCUCCCUCGUCCACCAGAGGGCACUGAAGCGGAGGUCCUUGCUCAUGCACCGGAGUGCACUGAAGCGGAGAUCCGCAAUGAAUAUGAGAGCCAA